Molecule: messenger RNA, 1566 nt
Organism: Beauveria bassiana ARSEF 2860
Lineage: Eukaryota; Fungi; Ascomycota; Sordariomycetes; Hypocreales; Cordycipitaceae
Product: C2H2 transcription factor (TFIIIA), putative
Exons: 2
Coding region: 1-1566 (521 amino acids)
Source: RefSeq, a predicted model, not a curated record
AUGAACAAGAGAAGCGCGGAACACGAGUCCUUCGAGGCAUACCCUGCCAAGCGGCUGCGGAGUGACACUCUCGACAGCAUAUAUCCCAUCAUUGACGCCGGCGAAGACGAUGCAACGACCGCCGAAACACCCAGCUCAUUUGCGGGCGAUGUCGACUCCCCCGUCACCGUUGCCACGACGCCGCGGGCCAAGUUCCCGUCCGACCUCAAGACGCUGCCGUGCACCUGGCCGGGCUGCCCCAAGACGUUUAACCGGCCGGCACGUCUGCGCGACCAUCUCAACUCGCACACAAACUCGCGGCCUUUUCGGUGCACGUGGGCGGGCUGCGACAAGGACUACAUCGAGGACAAGCACCUGAAGCAGCACGUCAAGGCGGUGCACACCAACGAGCGCAAGCACGUCUGCCAGCGCGAGGGCUGCGGCAAGAGCUUCGUCACCGGCACCCGCCUGAAGCGUCAUCAAGCCGUACACGAGGGCGCCGAUCGUUUCCGCUGCCCCGACUGCGGCCAGAGCUUCCGCAAGAAGGAGACGCUGCACAAGCACGUCCUCAAGGAGCAUAAGGGCGAGUCGCCGCACCAGUGCGCCGAGCCCGGUUGCGACGCCAAGUUUGAGUCCAAGGGCGCACUGAAGCGCCACCAGCAAAAAGUCCACGGCGAGCUCAAGUUUUGGUGCAGCGAAUGCGCCCUGCAAAAGGGACCGGACGGCAGGGAGAAGCACGUCGGCUUCACCACGCACCCGCUCCUGCUGGCGCACAUGAAGCGCGAGCACCAGGACUGCAUGUUUUGCGACUUUACGUCGUCGUCGCAGGCGGAAAUGGUGUCGCACAUUGACGUCCACCACUCGGGCAAGACGGUCGACGACCGCCGCACCUGGGCGUGCGACCACGCUGGCUGCGUCAAGAGCUUCACCAAAAAGUCCAACCUGCGCGCCCACCAGCGCACCGCCCACGAAGGGUUCCGUUUCGUCUGCGGCGAGGUCGACCUCACCGGCGCCGUCGGCCUCGACGCCUGGUCCAAUGCCGACGGCUGCGGCGGCAAGUUCUGCACAAAGGUCCGACUCGAAGACCACGUCCGCUACAUUCACCUGCGCCAGGAGCGGCCCUCCAAGCCGGCGCCGCGCUCCCCCACCACCGACGAUGGCGAGGACAACGAAGAGCAAGCGGCGGUGCUCAUCGACGAGCUCUCCGGCGUCCAGAUGCAGGCCCGGAAGCCGAUUGUCUGCGCGCAUUGCCCGCAGGUGUUUGCGCGCUACUACGACCUCGAGACGCACCUCGCCACCGCGCACGCACCCGCACCGCCUCUCGAGGACUUAUUCUCCGAAAGUGGCCCGCAGAGGCCGUUUUCUUCGGACCUGGGCGGUCUGUUUGGCGGUGUCGGCGGGGCGGGGCCGAUUGACGAUGCCCGCAAUGCCGACGCCGAUGACGACGACGGCGCCAUCUUUGCGGCGGAAAUGCACUACGAGCCCUCGCGGGACGAGUGGCUCGACGACGAGGCGGGCAUCAUGUUGCUGGCGCGCAACUCGCCGGCGUUGGAACCACACAUUGAUCCUGCGCUAGGCAGCGCAUAG